Messenger RNA from Vitrella brassicaformis, 1298 nucleotides. The record is from the annotation of a GenBank genome assembly. Lineage: Eukaryota; Vitrellaceae.
CUCCAUGAUUGCUGUCUGUCUCUGCCCUCUGCCGCGACACCGGCUGGCUCAACGGUUUCUCAUGCCGUGCUCGCCACCAUCAGGAAGACGCAGAAUACCAAAAAGGUGGGGAACGUUAUCACGGGAAUGUGGUGGUACUCGCCGUGCGUUGACACCAAGACCAGCUCCAGGUCACAAAUGUCUUCUGCGAUGGACAAGCCCACACCAAGAAGUACUGCCAGGAAGAGAGGCAGCGGGACCACCACCUGAUACGAUGCAUGAGACAGAGCGAGACGGAGGUAGACAUCCAUACAAGGCUCUUCUCGCCUCCCAAUUCCCCUCACCCACUCACGUCGGGCAGGCAGGGAAGAGCCACACCAGAUGUGUGCUCCUUGCUUGCGAAGGCCAUCAUCCGCGCGAUGUACAAGAAGGCGAUCCACGGCAGCAUCACGCCGUGUGUCAGGUAGCAGGGAAUCACUGCGUGGCCUGAUGUAAGGAGGAAGGCACGAGAAGGCAAGGGACGCUCGCGCAUGUGCCUCGUCUGUAACUCAGUGCAUUCUCAGCUACCCGUCAGAGAUCGGCAAUUGACCGUCAGCGCAGCUCCAGCCACUGCGGUCAGCACGCAAACCAGCGCGAGUACCAGCAGCAGAAACGGAGAGAAGCCUGCAGACACAUCCAGACAAGCAGACCAGCACAUCGUAAGACUCACCAUCACACAACACACACAAGACAUUGGAAGCACGAGGCUCACCAUAUUGGCCGACCGGCUGGAUUGGGAAGACGGCGCAGAGUAUGCCACAGGCGAUGCCCUCAGCUAAUGCCCCCUUGGGAAGACGUCGCCACAAGGACGAUGGAACGAAGGGCCCGCUGUGUUUCAGAAGGCAAUGCCAGUCAUCAGGUGGUUGCUUCCCUUCUCUCCUCUCCUCUCCUCUCGACUGCCUACUCGAUCUGCACAUGGUUGAUAGACGCGCACACCGCCCAGCAGAUCAGCGCCCUGCAAAGGAGGCCAUCGAAGCCGUCAUUGCUUGCCACGCGCGGACAUCGCUCACACACACAUACAGGUAGGGGUGCGACGUGCAGACGCUUUGCAAGGUGUGCGAAGCCGUGAAGGGCAGCGCAAUCAGCACCGCAAGCACGGGCUGCAGCAGCAAGAUGCAGCUGCGAACACACAGCACAGAUCAGAACCCAAACUCGAGUCAAACUCGGUGCCAAGAUUUCUCACCUGUAAACCAUCGGAUGGAGCUCGCGAUUGGUGGCCUUCAUGCCGUCGACCUCCCGCCACAAACACCUUCAAGCUUCGAGCAAAAGGCCGCAGGAAU